AUGCAUGCCUUCAUCAAUGCAGCCGCCCCUUGGUUGAACGAGCAUUUGAAGUCGCUCAUCAGAAAACACGUACCCGAUGUUGUCUUCAUCGACGACUUUGACGAGUUCCCCCCGGGUGUGCCUGUUGUCUUCCAGUUCUGCGACGGUUGGGAGCUCAACCGCAACUUUGCCGUCCUCAACGCGGCCGAGAACGGUCUGAUCAAUGCCUACCCCAACAGCGAUGCCCUCGCGCGCAAGGACUACCUCGCCCGCGUGGUGGAGUACUGGACGGCGAAGCGACCCAGGAGCAUUCUGGCCAAGCACGUCCCGGAAACGGUGCGGCUGACGCUGGACUACAGCGAGUACGUUGAGGAUGCUCUGAUGGCGGCCGACGACCUCUCUCUUCUGUGUUCCCUGGAGCAGAAUGCGGACAGAGAGCCGUCCUACCGGGAGUGGUGGAUCCUCAAGCCGGCGCUGGUGGACUGCGGAGCCGGCAUCAGGCUGUUCAGCACCAUCGAGGAGCUUGCGAGCCACCUAGAGUUGGCUGAGAACGAGACCGACGACGACGACGAGGAGGAGGAUGAAGAGCGCGGGAUCGAGGCCAUCAAGACACCAUCACUCGACAGCGAAGACACCGGCGCUGACAGUGGCAAGUUCACACCGACCCUCUCCACGCCCGGCCUGGAUUCGCUGGAUGGCCUGGUCACGGCGACGGGGGCCCUCGGUCUCGACAAGUCCGGACCAGAUUCAGAAGAAACACGGCAGCAGCACAAAACCGCCCGAGCAAAGAGGCCGCAGUAUGUCUUCAAAGCCGGCGGCCGGAUCCCGUCGGCGCAGAUGCGGGCCUUCGUCGCGCAGCGCUACGUCGUCUCGAUCCCGCCCAUCUGCGGGCGCAAGUGGCACGUCCGCGCGUACGCGCUGGCGAUCGGGCGGCUCAAGGUGCACGUGUUCCGCGACGUACUGACGCUGCUGGCGGCCGAGGACUACCGGCCGCCGUGGGAGAACCCGCCGCUCAAGGCGUCGCUCACCAACACGGCGCUGCAGGACGAGGACGAGGUGGUGCGCAACGACUCGAUGCGCGACUUCUGGGACCCGGCCGCCGUCCCGGACGACCUGUUCCCACCCGGCCACCGGCGCCACCCUCACUGGAAGCGCCACGUCUUCUACCAGAUCUGUGGCGUGGCCGCCGAGCUGUUCCGCGCGGCCGCACACACCAUGGCCGACAAGUUCACCGCGCUGGAUCGCUGCUUCGAGCUGUUCGCGCUGGACUUCCUGGUCGACACGAACGGCAAUGCCUGGCUGCUUGAGGUGAACGAGACGCCGGCGUUCUAUCAGCAAGGCGUGGCGGGAAGUCUGGCGCUCCGUCUCAUGGACUCGGUGGUCUGCGUGGCAAUGGAGCACAUGGGAAUGGCGAGGCUCGGUGAUCCCCGCAAUGUGGUCGCGAGGAAUCGCUUUGUCGAAGUGCUGGAUGAGACGGCGAAGCUGGGAAGGAGCAACAUCACGCGCAUCAUACCCGAGUGA
Molecule: messenger RNA, 1500 nt
Organism: Chaetomium strumarium
Lineage: Eukaryota; Fungi; Ascomycota; Sordariomycetes; Sordariales; Chaetomiaceae
Product: TTL domain-containing protein
Exons: 1
Coding region: 1-1500 (499 amino acids)
Biological process (GO): protein modification process
Cellular component (GO): P-body
Source: RefSeq, a predicted model, not a curated record